Molecule: messenger RNA, 973 nt
Organism: Mangifera indica (mango)
Lineage: Eukaryota; Viridiplantae; Streptophyta; Magnoliopsida; Sapindales; Anacardiaceae
Exons: 1
Coding region: 44-820 (258 amino acids)
Source: RefSeq, a predicted model, not a curated record
UUCAAGUUCCAUUUUUGAGUUUCAAGCUUUGAAAUAGGAAACAAUGGCAGCUACAAGUUGCAAGAAAUAUAGUAAUGGAAGUUGUGGGGAUGUUUUUGAUUCCAGCAAGUUUAGAAAAAGGUUUCAUUUUUCAUACUUCUUCAGCAUGAACAUUUCUCAACCAAAGGUGAGAGUCAAGUUUCCUAGGGUGGUUUUGAAGACCAUGCAAAGAAGAUCAUCAAGUGAACAUGAAUCUUUCAAGGAGGGUGGCAAGGUUAAGAAAAGGGUUUCACCUAAAGGGCUUUUGCCAAUGAAGGUUGGUAGGGCUUGUUCCAAUUUCUUUCGAUGCAAGAAAGGUAGUAUAAGAGAGGGUAGUUGUUCUUCAAGUAUUGAUAAUGACAGAGUUCGUGGAAAGAAUGCUUUUGAUUUGGCUGAUAAGAAAGAGGCUGAGAGGUUGAGAAAGGUAAAAAUGGAGGAAAUGGGGCUGCUAAAAUUAUCUUUCAAGAGUCUGAUGAAAAAGAGGAAUGGUGAUGGUAGUGGAACUGAUGCAAUUGAUGGUGGUAGCAACGAUGACCAGAAACAAGAGGGUUCACAUAGCAUGCCAAGGGUUCCAUUGAGAAUCAUGACGACCCAACACAGGUUGAAGGUGGCUCGAUCAAUGAGAAAGAAGAUGGUAAAGAUGGGAUCAGGAAAGACCGAUCAAGAAGAUGGGGAGAGGUCAGUGCAGGAGCUUUGCAAGAAGAGGAUCCUACUGGGUGAAAAAUGCAGGCCACUGAAUCACUCUGGUACUCUUCAGUAUGAUAAAGAUGGAGUCCUGUUACCAGAAACCAUUCCAGAGUGAGGAUCCCCUUUAGUUGAGAAUAGUGUUCUUUUUUCACUAAAUACUAUAAUUCACUGAACUUAGUAGUCUAUAGAAAGUCUAUCUGCAUAGUUCUGUUGUGCUUUUCCUGAAAUAGUGAUUCUAUAUAAAUAUGCUUUUCCCAUUGGCUUUGGA